Sitodiplosis mosellana (orange wheat blossom midge) is the source of this 2480-nucleotide messenger RNA. RefSeq lists its product as uncharacterized. The record is from RefSeq and is a predicted model, not a curated record. The transcript is spliced from 9 exons. NCBI's taxonomy places the organism in Eukaryota, Metazoa, Arthropoda, Insecta, Diptera, Cecidomyiidae. The coding region runs from base 161 to 2323 and encodes 720 amino acids.
AUCACUUCAGUUUGAGCCAUCGAAACGACAACAAACGCUAUGAAAUAUAACCAAUUUAAUUCAUUAGACUAAUUAAUAUCGAAGCCCAUUUACGAGAACUCUGCGACGUUCAGUUUGAAUUUUGUGUAUUAUAAUUUUUAGUGAGCAAUUCCGUAGAAAAAUGGAUACAAUUUAUAAUUUAAAGUUUUUAACGUUGUUAACUCGAUUUAGUGUAUGUUUUCUGGGAUGUUCACUCAUUUAUUAUACGUAUCGAUAUUGGAUUCGUGGUGAACGCUAUACCAAAGAUGCUGAGUCACCUGAUAAAGUUGCAAUUGUGACGGGUGCUAGCAAGGGUAUUGGCAAAGAAGUGGCAUAUGGUUUGGCCAAACGUGGAUUGCAUGUCAUAAUGGCGUGUUACGAUAUGAAAAGUGGAUUGCAAACACAAGAUGAAAUUAUUAAAAAGACGGGCAAUACAAAUGUGAAGUGUAUGCACCUCGAUUUGAGUUCAUUUAAAUCAAUACGCAGCUUUGCCGAUGAAUUUCUCAAUUCCGGGUCACGGCUUGAUAUUUUAAUCAACAAUGCGAAUGUAUUUCACAUGAAACGACGACUAACCGAAAAUCAUAUCGAAAAGAAUAUUGCCAUCAAUUAUUUUGGCCAUUUCCUAUUGACCUUGUUGUUGAUCAAGCGCAUGUCACAGACAGUACCGACUCGAGUGAUUAAUGUUACGAAUUGGGUGCAUCGAUGCGUCGAAAUCGAUCCAACCGAUUUAUUAAAUCAACGGCAGUUCUGUGGAUUUAUGGCUUAUGCACGAAGCACACUUGCCAACGUCUUUUUUACACUUGCCCUUACCGAACGCAUCGAGAAUACGGGCAUCACCUGCAAUUGUAUUCAUCCCGGUAUAUCGUUGACCAGUGUUAUAGACCGUCAAUCAUCUGAAUCCACUUGGUUUCAGCCAAAGCUAUUGGCAAAAUUCUUGUCGAACAUUCUUUGCAAAUCGGAUCGUGCAUGCGCCGAUACAAUCAUUUUUGCCGCCAUCGAUAUCAGUGUUCAGAAUCUCAGCGGAAUUUAUCUAUCAGAUUGUCAAAUUGGGCAACCCGGAGCAAAUGUUAACAAUCGCAAUAUCGCCGAAUGGCUAUGGAAAAAAAGUGAAGAGAUCACCGGCGAAACGCUCUGCGAUUUGCCGAAUAAUUUUAAAUUUUUAAAAAAAAUCAUCAAAUCAUUCGAUGAGUUAAUGCAUGGCAGAGAAAGAGAUAAAACUACAGCAAUUUUACAGAAAAAUCUCAACACGCAUGUAGAAAGUUAUACAGCAGUGGCAGUAGCAGCAGUAACAGGAGAGAAAGAGAAACAACGUACAGCGCAUUUUUAUCAAGUACAUCAGCGUUCGGCCCGUUCCAACAUGAAUACAUCAAAGCUGAGUGGAGUUUUAAAUUUUGCCAGAAAAUGGAUUCAGGGCGGCCAAUUCUACAGCAACGUUCGCAUCGAUGGAAAAGUGGUGAUAGUCACCGGCUGCAAUACGGGCAUCGGCAGAGAAACGGUGCUGGAUUUGGCUGGACGCGGUGCACACAUUCAUAUGGCAUGCCGUGACUAUAAGCGCUGUGAAAUCACGCGUCAGGAAAUCAUCGCAAAAACCGGCAAUCAUAAUGUUUUCAAUCGGGAAUUAGACUUAUCUUCAAUGGAUUCGAUUCGGAAAUUUGUGGCCAAAUUUUUGCAAGAGGAAAAACGUUUGGACAUUCUAAUUAACAACGCUGGUGUGAUGGCUAUGCCAAAGGCGCUAACAAAAGAUGGUUUCGAAAUGCAAUUGGGCGUGAAUCAUUUGGGCCACUUUUUACUAACAAAUCUACUGUUGGACAUUUUGAAAUCAUCUGCACCGAGCCGAAUUAUUGUGCUCUCAAGUUUGGCGCAUAAAUACGGCGAAAUAAAUCGUAAUGAUUUGAACAGCGAAAAAUCGUACAAUAAGUACAAUGCGUAUUCUCAAAGCAAAUUGUCCAAUAUUUUGUUUACGCAAGAGUUGGCAAAACGCUUAAAAGGCACCGGAGUAACUGUGAACUGCGUUCAUCCAGGCAUCGUUAAAACGGAUUUAGGUCGACACUUGGUGCAUUCUUACAUUAAAAAACUCAUUGAUCCAUUUACGUACUACUUCUUCAAAACGGCCAAAUCGGGUGCACAAACUUCUAUUCGGCUGGCGGUUGAUCCCGAACUGGACAAAGUGACCGGCCAAUAUUUUGCCGAUUGCCGAAUGCAAAAAGUGGCUGCUUCAGCUCGUAAAAAUAACAACGAUGCCGAAUGGCUGUGGCAAGCGAGCGAGAAAAUGACCCGACUUUCAUCACAUACCCAUCCAGUUUAAAUGUGCAAGGAGAUAAAAAUCACAACAACACAAAAUUUAAAAAGAAUUUCCUUUUCUUUGUAUAAAUUAUGCGUUUGUCUUGCAAAUUUUCUUUUUUUCGAAAAAAAAACAAUUUUAAACAUUCACAGAUAAGAGAGUAAAAUCAUUUAAACAAUUA